UCACGGAAGUGACGCGUUUCUCUUGGUUGGCGGAAGUAAGGCUCCGGCUGGCUGGGUUGUCCAUAGACUGUCAGCUCCCUAGUGUGAAGGCAGAAUGGCGGCGGGUGGGCGAAGGAAAGUCCUGCAGCUGGUGACCCGGUUUGGGGUGCUGCUCCUCACCCGGUGCCCGUUCUGGUUUUGUUUCAGCCAGUUAAUGCUGUAUGCCGAGAGGGCAGAGGCAAAGAGGAAGCCAGAUAUCCCUGUUCCAUAUCUCUAUUUUUAUCUGGCGGCCUCUGUAAUCUGUGCCAGUUUCAUGUCUUUCGGCGUUAAACGGCGCUGGUUUGCCUUAGGAUCGGCCAUGGAGCUGGCAAUCGGCACCUACGCUGCCCACGUUGGUGGAUAUGUGCAUUAUGGAGACUGGUUGAAGGUCAGGAUGUACUCACGCACCAUUGCUGUCAUUGGUGGCUUCCUGGUUUUGGCCAGUGGUGCCGGGGAGAUCUACAGACAGAAGCCACGGAGUCGCUCUUUGCAGUCCACUGGACAGGUCUUCAUAGGGAUCUACCUAAUUUGCAUGGCGUAUACCUUGCAGCACAGUAAGGAGGAUCGCCUGGCAUAUCUAGAGUUCCUGCCGGGAGGCGAACCCGCCCUGCAAAUCGUCUUUAUCCUAUUUGGGAUCUUGGCUUUAUCUUUCCUAUCUGGGUAUUACGUGAGGAUUGCUGCCCAGGUUCUAGCAGUGCUGCUUCCUCUAACCCUACUCCUCAUAGAUGGCAACCUGAACUAUUGGCACACUAACAGACGGGUGGAAUUCUGGAACCAGAUGCGACUCAUUGGACAGAACAUUGGCAUCUUCGGUGCUGCUGUUAUAAUAGCCACGGAUGGCUGAUAUGGAUGCUCUACAAAUCACUACAGGUGAUCUGACCAACAAUCCCUGCAAGAAUACCCAGUUCUUUGACUUCUGGAUCAUACAGUCUAUUCAUUCUAUCGACAUAUCUCAUGCUGUCAGAGCCUUAAAGAGCAUAAUCGGAACACUAGGAGGAAAAAUGGAUUUUUAUUUAUUAUGUUAAAAAAGAAUGUACCUUUGUGUAAAACCAAACUGCACCUUUUUAAAAGCAUGUUUGUUUAUUUUACUGUCAGAGCAUUGGCCUCUUUUUAAAAUGAGUGAGUUUAUUUGGAAGAUAGGGACUUCAAUAACCGCCCCCCAACCUAUUGAUGUAAUUUACAAUCUCUUCAGCAGUAUAUUCGAUAUAAGUGCAUUUUCAUAAAUUAUUCUUAUCCAUUCACAUCCCCCUUAUUGAAAAUGAAUUGUGAAAGAAAAUGGCUUAA
Molecule: messenger RNA, 1302 nt
Organism: Pelobates fuscus (common spadefoot toad)
Lineage: Eukaryota; Metazoa; Chordata; Amphibia; Anura; Pelobatidae
Gene: TMEM101
Product: transmembrane protein 101
Exons: 5
Coding region: 95-862 (255 amino acids)
Biological process (GO): positive regulation of canonical NF-kappaB signal transduction
Source: RefSeq, a predicted model, not a curated record